AUGGAUGAAGCAAUCGCCACUGUCGUCUCCGUUUGCGGGACAACACCAGAAUUGGCCUCCCAAUAUGUGCAGCUUGCCGAUGGCGAUCCUAAUCAAGCAGUCCAGCUAUUCUUCGAAAAUGGCGGUGCCGAUCUGGCAGGUAAUUCCUCGCAUCCUCCUCCUCCACCUGAACCGUCUUCCUCCAACGCCCGUAUACCUGGCGGACCGCUGAACCCCAUCGACGCCGAUGCCGAAGAUAAUAUCUCCGAUGACAAUGAUCCAGAAAUUACUGGGUUUCGGAAAGCUCCACAUAGGGACACUUCUUCGGGACCUUCAAGAGGCGCAGAAUAUGAGGAUGACGAGGCCAUGGCACGGCGAUUACAAAAUGAAAUGUACGGCGAAGGCGCCAUGGAUGAUAUUGUGCGGGCCCCCAUUGCCCGACAGGCAGAGACUUUGGUGGGACCAGGCUCAGCCGGCCCCCCAAUGUCCGCUGCUCAAUAUUCCUCAGCCGUGGAAGAACGAAUGCAAGCCAUUGAAAGAAGGAGACAGCAAGUACGGGCGGGAAUUUUCAACCAACAUCAGCCGACUUCCAUUUGGGACCAGGGACUGAGUGUCACCUCGAGUGGUCCGGAAGCCCUUGCAGAAUCCACUGGGGGAGCAUCAGAGGCUUCCGCGAGGUCGAAUCGACUUGCCAGGCUCUUUCAACCCCCCUGGGAUCUAAUGUACAAGGGAAAUUGGGAGGGCGCAAGAGACGAGGGUAAGGAACACAAGAAGUGGUUACUGGUAGACAUCCAGGACCCUUCAAUUUUCGACUGCCAGGCAUUGAAUCGGGAUAUAUGGAAGAACGAAGGCAUUGUGGAAACGGUCAAGGAGAAUUUCAUCUUUCUGCAAUACAACAGGGACGACCCGAGAGCCUCGCAGUAUAUCCAAUAUUAUUUCCCCAACUACGAAGUGCAAAACGAAUAUCCACAUGUCGCCAUUGUCGAUCCUCGAACGGGUGAACAAAUCAAGCUUUGGUCGCGCAAAAUGCCCCCACCACCUGAAUUUCUCAUGCAACUGCACGAAUUCCUGGACCGAUACAGCCUGGAGAACAACGUUCGGAAUCCGGUGGCCAAGCGCAAGUCUGAAGCCAAGAAAGAGAAACCCGUGGAUCAACUCACUGAGGAGGAGAUGCUGGAACGGGCGCUCCAGGCAAGUCUGGCCACGCAGACUCAGGAGCACAAGUCGGCCCCAGCAGAAGAUCCUGAUGAUCUCACACGGAGUGUUGGAGAUAUUCGAGCAGCAGGUCCGUCCGAGAGUGCCAGUGCAAUGGACGUCGACCAGAACGGCGCAGAGGACACAGCCGAGUCGACUGCAUUCGUACAAAUUCCGUCCGAUCGUCCUCACACAGAGCCACCUGCCGGACCAGGCGUGACACGAGUACAAAUUAGACAUCCCGGCGGCCGCAUCGUUCGUCGGUUUGCAGAACAAGACCCUGUGCAGCGGAUCUAUGAGUAUCUCAAGGCUGAGCCACUUGAGGGCAAAGAAGGAACGGCAUUCGAUCUCGUGUCAAUGGGCAAGAACCUCAUGGAUGUCCGACAUGAGUCGAUCGAAAGUGCAGGUCUGAAAAAUGGAACGGUCAUGGUGGAGUUCCUGGAGUAA
Molecule: messenger RNA, 1620 nt
Organism: Fonsecaea multimorphosa CBS 102226
Lineage: Eukaryota; Fungi; Ascomycota; Eurotiomycetes; Chaetothyriales; Herpotrichiellaceae
Exons: 2
Coding region: 1-1620 (539 amino acids)
Biological process (GO): proteasome-mediated ubiquitin-dependent protein catabolic process
Cellular component (GO): nucleus
Molecular function (GO): ubiquitin binding
Source: RefSeq, a predicted model, not a curated record